UGAGUGGUUGCCAUUUGCAAACAAUUUCUGGGAGGUUCACAGGUCACCUCUGGCCCACCCCUGGACCCCAUCUAUGUGCUACUGUAUUUUCAAGGGGCACCAAUCCCGCUCCUCCCAGCUCCCAGCUCCUUCCUAGGCCCUAUCCAGAUUUACACUUAGGGCCAUGCUGCUUGGCACUGGAUUGGUCCCUGUUUCACAGAGAGAAUGUUCACUUCUCUCCUCAGGUAUUGCUCUCAGGGCAAACACCGGCCUCAGUGCUGGGCAGACGGAAUGGGAUGAAUGAUAAAGUUGCGGGAGUCUGCCCAGUGGCAAAUGCCCUCAUUUCACGAUUUCCCCAGGUCCUUUAACCUCCCCACUGUGCUCAGGCCUGAGAGAGCAGGAGUCUUGGGAGAAGGGUGGGAAUAAGGAACCUACAACAGGGCGGGAAGGCCCCCCCAGCCCAGAGCUAGAGGAGGAACGUGUGACUUUAACCCAUCUCAGUCUUGAUGCCUUCCUCUUCGUCUUUGCCCAGCUCCCUUCUCUCAUUCAUUCAUUCCUCAUUCACUCCUUCGUUGACUGGAGGCUACCGCGCUGACCAGGACAGACACAGAAGCUGCCCUGUGGAGCCGAGAACGCGGGGCGUAUCCGGCGGCCGGCGCAGACCUCCUGGGGGCGGGGCGAGCGCGGUCCUCCCUGCGGCCCCGCCGCAGCUGCUCCGACGCCCCCUCCCGCGGACGCCAGCCGAGGGGCUUCCCGGGUGGGCGGGCGGCCGGCCUGGAGGCCGGGGCGGGGCUGCGGGGCCGGCGGAGGCGGGGGCGGCGGCAGAGAGGUCCCGUCCCAGAGCCCCGAGCGGCAGGUGCACCUGCGCCCCGCGGGCCCCGCUCCCCCUUCCCUCCCCUCCCCACUCAUUCUCCCCCCUCCUAGUCCCCCCUUCCCCCCCUCCUUUCCCCUCUUCCCCCCUCCCUCCCCACUCCUCUCUCCCCCUCCCCCUACUCCCCUCCCCCGCCCCGGGGAGCCCGGGCGUCCUCCUGCCGGAGGGAAAUGAGACCCAAAAUGGGAACCGGGGAAGCCCUGGGCCUUGGCAGUCCUGCAGCGGAUCGGGUGAACUACGACGUUGGAAGACGGAUCGCCUUACACCUCCGUGCGCUGCAGGACGCGGUUACAUUUUAACUCGCUGGUCUGGAACGCGAUUGAACUGGGCGAGGAGGGCGCCGCCCGGGGCUGGCGUCCUGGGUCUCGAGCCGAGGCCUGGAGGACGCGGGGGAGCCCUGAGCCUGCAACAGGUGUUCCCGGUCUCCUCUAGGCUCCGUUCACGCCAAUAUUUUAUAGGCGACAUUUUCAAACUAUGUGAGGAUCCAUUUUAAGAAGAUUUAUUCCUCUGUGAUGGAGAAGUAUGAAAAAAUUGGGAAAAUUGGCGAAGGAUCCUAUGGAGUGGUUUUCAAAUGCAGAAACAGGGACACGGGUCAGAUUGUGGCCAUCAAGAGGUUUCUGGAAUCAGAAGAUGACCCUGUCAUAAAGAAAAUCGCCCUUCGAGAAAUCCGCAUGCUCAAGCAACUCAAGCAUCCCAACCUCGUCAACCUCAUUGAAGUCUUCAGGAGGAAGCGGAAGCUUCACCUGGUGUUCGAGUACUGUGACCGCACCGUUCUCCACGAGUUGGACAGAUACCAAAGAGGGGUUCCAGAACAUCUCGUGAAGAGCAUUACUUGGCAGACACUGCAAGCUGUAAAUUUUUGCCAUAAACACAAUUGCAUACAUAGAGACGUGAAACCAGAAAAUAUCCUCAUCACAAAACAGUCAGUGAUUAAGCUUUGUGACUUUGGAUUUGCUCGGCUUUUGACUGGACCAAGUGACUACUACACAGACUACGUGGCCACCAGGUGGUACCGCUCCCCGGAGCUGUUGGUGGGGGACACGCAGUAUGGCCCCCCUGUAGAUGUUUGGGCAAUUGGCUGUGUCUUUGCCGAGCUGCUAGCAGGGGUGCCUUUGUGGCCAGGAAAGUCGGACGUGGAUCAGCUCUAUCUGAUUAGGAAAACCUUGGGAGACCUCAUCCCUAGGCACCAGCAGGUGUUUAGUGCGAAUCAGUACUUCAGUGGGGCGAAAAUCCCAGACCCUGAAGACAUGGAACCUCUGGAAUUAAAAUUCCCAAACAUCUCUUAUCCUGCCCUGGGGCUCUUAAAGGGCUGUCUCCACAUGAAUCCUGCUGAGAGGCUCACGUGUGAACAGCUGUUACAGCACCCGUAUUUUGACAGCAUCAGAGAAAUAGGGGAUUUGGCAAAGCAGCACGACAGACCAACAAGGAGGACCCUGAGACAGGCCCAGAAGCACCUGCCAGGGCUGCAGUGCCUGCCUCAGCUGACCACCAGUAGCAUCCUUCCCGCCCUUGGUAACAAGAAGUACCACUGUUACACCAAGAAACCGGACUAUCGAUUUCCAAACAUCUAAGGAGCUUGGAGAUGGAUGACAAAAAAGCGUUAAUCAAUGAUUUGAAAAAAUGAAACAUACAUUUGAUUGAAAUCACAAUGUUGAAAAAACAUCAGGAGGAAACAGAAGUAACUAACUGGGGGCAGCCACUUGGCAGGACUGGAAGGGAAAUUCCAGAGGCAGUCUUCCAUGUGUGAUGGUGGCGUCCAGGGCAGGAAGGAAAAACUUGCUGAGAUUUUCACUUGUAUUUUUGUUGUAUCUAAGUAGCUGGCCUUAUGACCAGAAUAUAAACCGUAUCUAUUGCCCAUACCUCUGGCAGAAUUAGAGAUGUAAAAAGGAUUUGUGGGGCUGGUCCCAUGACUUAGUUGUUAAGUUCAGUGUACGCUGCUUUGGAGGCCUGGGUUCUGUUCCCGGGAGUGGACAUACACCACUCAUUGACGGCCAUGCUGUGGUGGUGACCUACAUACAAAAUAGAGGAAGAUUGGCACAGAUGUUAGCUCAGGGUAAAUCUUCCUCAGCAAAAAAAAAGAUUUGUGUGUCCAUUGUACCAUAUGCAACAAGUGAAAAGUCGAUUACAGAGGGGCCAGCCAGGUGGUGUAGCAGUUAAGUUUGCUCACUCUGCUUUGGCAGCCCAGGGUUUGCUGGUUCGGAUCCCAAGCGUGGACCUAUGCACUGCUUAUCAAGCCAUGCUGUGGCAGGCAUCCCACAUAUAAAAUAGAGGAAGAUGGGCACAGAUGUUAGCUCAGGGCCAGUCUUCCUCAAAAAAAAAAACUUAUAGAACCCCCAUAUUUCCCUGGGUCUGUUGCCUUGAAUCCUAUCUCCUGCCUUUUCAGAUUGCCUCAACAUCAUAUUUGAGGAGAGUUUUAGUUCUUGAAAUCAAAAUGUUUAAAAUUCCAUUCCCUGCUUGCUCUCUUGAUUUUUAUAUUUUAAAACAUUUUUGGGGAGAUUUAAGAGUUGCUCAAAAUAUUUAAAAUCAUAUGGAUUAUCAUAAAAGUGUGGUUCACAUGCUUAUAUAUUUAAUGAUGUGUUUAUAGGCAUUUCUCAAUAUGCUUUGCCUUGAGUAAAGGAUGCGUCUUAGUCAUUCUGCUGGGAGACAGAUUUACCGUAACCCAUCUCCAUGGGCACAGUUGCCCUUCCCACAGAGGCACAGGCUCCAUGGCUGACGAGGUGAUCAAGGAGAAGAAGGCCUACAGGCUUGGCAGGAACAGGCCUGUCAGCAUGAAAGUAAUUAGUACUUCAUUCUGUCCAGCUCGGCCUCCAACCUGGAGACAGAUCGACAGGCAGGACUGGCUAUAGCAAUCUGGGUUUCAGAAGACACUGCUUGUGAGCUUUCACUUGGGCCAUGAAAGACAGUAGGUUGCAAACUGAUGUUUUCCCUGAAAUAUCUUUUUACACUAUACAUAUGUACGUAUGUAUAUAUACACACACAUGCAUAUAUAUCCACAUAACACGUGUAUAUAUACCAUCCUGGCAACUGGAAGAUAGCUAAUAAUGAGAAAGUAGUCCAAAGUGAUAUUGAGGACUCCUAGCUUUGAUUUGGCCUUGAUUUUGCUCCUAUUCAGAAAGCUUCUUCAUGCCUGUUCCCUGGAUACAGGGCAACAUGGAGCUCGCCUCUCACAGAUCAGCACCAUUUUGGUUGACGUCCUGCUGCUAUUUCCUAGCAGUUCUCAGCUGCGGUUUUUGAAGUUGUAGGUUACUGUAUCUUCAAAAGGUUUCUUCUGCACCCUAUUUACUGCUAUGUUGAUUUUCUUCAUGAGAGCAUUUGACCCUGUUCACUCACUGCUAAGUAAUCCACCAAAUGCUGGCGUCCGUUCAAGAACUCUGGCUCCCCCAGCCUGUUCAGUGGUUUCCUAAGGCCCCCUGAUGUCGGUAGCUCCUUGCAUGGAGCUGAUAGUGGAUUCAGUACGAGUCCCAGGAUUAUCUUAUUCUUGUUACGCAGCCUUGAUUCAGAUGACAGGGAAGGACAUCCAACUUCUGUGAGUAGUUUAUAGUUUUUGGGUUUUUUUCCUUAACCCAAAACAAUGCACUUGACGAGGCAGAUGACUACAACUGCCUAACUCAUCUAGUAGUUUUGCUGAAAACCACGCAGAAUAGAAAAGGAGCUCCAGACUAAACUGUGGUGAACCGUUUGCCUCACCACCCAGUAAUCAAACCUGAGGGAGAAGUGUUCAUCUCUUUUCUCUCGAGUUCUACUAAAUGUAUGCCUAUGCUUAAUUUCACCGUAUCUGUAAUCCUUUCUGCAGCAUGGAAUCAUCAGUUUCAUGAAGACUGUUCUACAUCCUUGUCUUUUUUUUUUUUUUUUUUACUAUUUUCUGAUUUUUUUAAAUGUCAGCUGCGAUUAUAUUAGUAAAUAGUGUAUCAUUUAUGCUAUGUGCUAUUUACCUUAGCUUGUUCUAAACCCAACUAAAAUUCCUUUUUCUUCCUGAAUGUUGCAUCAUAGAAAGUGUUUAAAACUAUUUCCACUGGGGGCUGGCCCCAGGGCCAAGUGCUUAAGUUCGUGCAUUCUGCUUCGGCGGCCUGGGGUUUCACUGGUUCGGAUCCUGGGCGUGGACAUGGCACGGCUCAUCAGGCCACACUGUGGCAGCAUCCCACAUAGAGGAACCAGAAUGACCUGCAACUAGGAUAUACAACUAUGUACUGAGGCUUUG
Messenger RNA from Equus quagga, 5048 nucleotides. It is a transcript of the gene CDKL1, whose product is annotated as cyclin dependent kinase like 1. Gene Ontology annotation, molecular function: cyclin-dependent protein serine/threonine kinase activity; ATP binding. The transcript is spliced from 9 exons. Gene Ontology annotation, cellular component: nucleus. Gene Ontology annotation, biological process: protein phosphorylation. Lineage: Eukaryota; Metazoa; Chordata; Mammalia; Perissodactyla; Equidae. Bases 1363 to 2421 code for a protein of 352 amino acids. The record is from RefSeq and is a predicted model, not a curated record.